This is a messenger RNA of Musa acuminata AAA Group (dessert banana), 3986 nucleotides long. Its product is annotated as QWRF motif-containing protein 2-like. Gene Ontology annotation, molecular function: microtubule binding. NCBI's taxonomy places the organism in Eukaryota, Viridiplantae, Streptophyta, Magnoliopsida, Zingiberales, Musaceae. The record is from RefSeq and is a predicted model, not a curated record. The transcript has 7 exons. Gene Ontology annotation, cellular component: cytoplasm; centrosome; nuclear microtubule. Bases 334 to 2220 code for a protein of 628 amino acids. Gene Ontology annotation, biological process: centrosome cycle; spindle assembly.
GGGAGGAAGGAGAAAGAUGCUUGACACCAACUCAGAAAGCUUAAGCUGCAAAUUACAAUGACUUUGGGCUAGAAAGCUAGUUGGUGGUGGUACAGGUUUUAUUUCUCCAGCCACACUGUUUGAGGGCUUAGCAUCUCUAAGGCCAUAGCUGUGAUGUAUGCAUGGUUUGAAGUGGCUUUCUCGGCUUGCAUGCUCUUCAUCAAGGGGAGAGUAAGAAUUGGAGGAGCACGAGUCCGGUGCUCCGCCAGGUAAUGUAAACCCCCCAAGUGUUCUGGCGGAAUUGGAGGGAGGGAAGACACGAGGCCCGAGAUCGAGACGGCGCCGACGAGAUCCAUGGUGGCCACCACCCCGGCCAACACCGCCGCCGCCGCCCGGAACCGCCCUCCAAGCCCCAAGAACCCUCCUCCUCAGUACCGCAACGAUGCCGAGAACCCCCACCGCCUGCCGCUGGUCCGCUCCGAGAAGUACAAUGCCGCCCCCAGGCGGCCUCCCUCCAAGGAGAUCUCAUCGCGCUACCACCCCUCGAACGCCUCCUCUCCCUCUCCCUCUCCCUCUUCGUCCACGGCCACUUCGUACUCCACGCCCACUACCUUCUCUUCUUCCAGCUCUUCCUCGAGUUCGCGGCGCCUCCCUUCCCCUCCCGUGCGGCCGCGGCCCUCGACGCCGCCGGCCUUGCCCCAGUCCGUCGCCCAGAGGCGAUCUCAUUCCGUCGAUCGCGCACGGCCUUUGACGCCGCGACGUGAUCCCCGGCCCGCUCCGGUUGAACCCUCCUCUGCCGCUCGAGCCCUAAGCACGACCACCCGAAGCCUUUCGGUCUCAUUCCAGGGGGAAUCCUUCUUCUACCAGACCAGCCGCGCCAAGACCGCCUCCCCUAGUCCAGCACGCAGGCCCAGCCCGGAACGCCGACGUGCCAGUGGCGUUUCCGCAACACCAGCGAGGACAGGAGAUCACUCGGAGAACACUGUGCCCUUGGACAACCACCGCCUGUGGCCUGCCGCAAGUACUCGAGCGCCAAAUCCGUUGACGAGGAGCUUGGAUUGCUCGUUGGAGCACAAAGACCCAAUCUUGCUCACCGUCCGGUUGCUGCAGCAGUCGAUGGUGUUCAAUGAUGCCCCGGGGAAGGCUUCAUACGAUGGGGGCGAUCUCUCUGCUUCCUCUGACACUGAUAGCGUGUCAUCAGGGGGCAAUUCGGGGACGCCGGAGCUCGGCAUGCCACCAAGGGCGAAGGUCACUCCUCAGGGAAUCAGUGUGCCUGCGAGGUUUUGGCAGGAGACAAAUAGCCGCCUUCACCAGCCGCCGGAUUCGGGCUCGCUGCAGUCUUCAGGUACGAGGCACAUGGUCCAUCCGAAGCUUGGUUCGGUGAAGAAAUUGUCAGUGGAAAGGUCGUUAUCGUCGUCUCCAAGGUCGAUUUCUUCGCCACUCCAUGGACCCAUGAGACCUUCUUCUCCUGGUAAGCUCAUGACUUCCCCAUCAAGGGGAAUGACUAGUCCUUUGAGGGCAAGGAUUGGCACAACUGUGACUGUCUCUCCAAUCAGUCAGCCAGCUAAUGCACCUUCAAUCCUAAGCUUUGCUGCUGAAGUGAGGAGAGCAAAGAAAGGAGAGAACAGGAUUGAAGAGGCACACAUGUUGAGGCUAUUUGAUAAUCGACACUUGCAAUGGCGAUUUGCUAAUGCGAGGGCCACUGCAGCAUUCCUGUUGCAGAAGGUGACUGCAGAGAAAACUAUGUAUGAUGCAUGGGUUACUACCUCAAAAUUGCGUGAUUCUGUUGCUUUUAAGAGGAUCAAGCUACAACUUCUGACACAAAAUUUAAAGCUAAAUUCUGUUCUUGAGGGGCAAAUGACCUAUCUGGAAGAAUGGUCUCUCAUGGAUAGGGACCAUUCAAAUGCAUUAUCUGGAGCUAUUGAAGCACUAAAGGCUACAACACUCCGUCUUCCUGUUGUUGGUGGAGCCAAGGCAGACAUCCAGAAAGUGAAACAUGCUGUUGGUUCGGCUGUGGAAGUGAUGCAAACAAUGGGAUCCUCAGUAUGCUCUCAGUUGUCGAAGGUACAAGAAAUGAGUUCCAUGAUAUCUGAAAUUGCUAAAGUGGCUGCUGAAGAAUGCCUAUUACUUGAUCAAUCCAGAGACCUCUUGUCCACAGUCGCAGCUAUGCAUGUCAAACAAUGUAGCCUACAAAGUCAUACAAUACAAGUAAAACGAAAAGUCAGCCAAAUGCAACUGUAGAGCAGAUUUUCUUACAAUCUUCUUUGAUCACUAACAUCAAAGUAACCUCCUCAGUUUCUAACUGGAGAUUAUGCGAAGGUAACAAUAAUGACAUUUGGGUUUUGUUGGGUGCAAAGCAAAUGCAGGCAUUCAUCUUUCUAGGGCAGUUGAUUCAUGUAGUCUUUUGUAUGCAUAUCACCACAGUGUUGCUAUUUUUCCUUGCAGGAAUUACCUUGCUGUGUAUACAGAUUAUGUCUUCAUAUGCUAAUCAAAGUGAAGCUUAUGUAUAUAUGUGUUUUGGCGCCUUCUUUUUUCUUUUUCUUUUCACAAAGUAAAAGAAUCACUUGUUUCUUCAUUUAAGACAUUAGAAGGAUGUUUACCUGUCAGAGCUGUUUACUAACUGUGAAAAGGAGCAAUAAUUUUUUGGUAUUAGAAGUUUACCUAUGAAAACUGUUUUCAGCUUAAGCAAAAUGAUGCUGGAAUUCUAGGCCCUCUGUAGUCAAGAAUAUUUCUUGAUGCAAUGACCUUGGCUAAUUUGUUCUCAUAUUUCAUCAAAGCAAAAUUUCCUUUGCUUUUUCUUCAGUUUAUUUCUUAUUUAUGUACAAUCAUUGGCAACAAAUGUCAUAUAUAUGUUCUCUCGAGGAUGAAGUUGGCGAACGACAUUACUACUUCACGAUCACGAUCUGGCCACCACCGAGGUUAACAGGUACAGCUUGUAUGUCCUGAUAUUUGUUCUGAUGUUGAAUGUAACAUGGAAUUCUUUUGAGGCCAUAUGUCUCUACCAGGCCUAUCUUUAGGAAUCUAUGCACUUUCAACAUCUUGCUGCUUUCCCAAGACUGAGAUUCUUGGACGGAUUGUGAUUCAGUUGUUCCAUUUCUCCUUUUUUCUGUUGACAUGUUAGAAUACUUUGGGAGGGUUCUUGCAAAUACUAAUUCAGUUGCCUAUGUGUUCUUUUUUUGUAUAAUCAACUAACAGUGCAGGAAUAUUUUGUGCAUCAUCAUAGAUGAUGAAAUAGUUGUUAGUCUUUAAACAAUCUGAUCUUUAUGUUACCUACUACCUGAUGCUUCUUUGGUGGCAAAAUGUACCAAGAUUUCAAGUGUUAUGAUUGAGUUACAAUAAGCAGCUGUGGGUACAUUGCAUCAGCAGAUAUCUAAGACCAUCUCUCUUGUUAUUGUUGUCCAUAGAACUUUUACUUUGUUGCAGAAAUCACAUGCGACCAAAUCUGAGCAAUUCUUCAUGACAUGUUAUAUUGUGUCUCUCUUAAUUAAUGAUGUGGCAUGCAUGACUUUCUAAUGCUGGUAGUGAGUGCAAUAGCAUACAUAAUGUCAUAAAAUGUGUCUGGUCAUUAACAACAAGGUAUAUUCAACAGGAUAAACCAUAGUCAUCAGUGGUGCAGUCAAAAUCAUGUAUGCUUUCAGGUACAGAUCUUGUAACUGUGAUAUGAUUUCGGAUUUGCAUUACAAUUUGAGGUCUCUGAACAGGUAAUCAACUUGUUAGUCCAACAUCUUCAUAGAACAUUCAACUGAUAUUUUUUAAUGUGAAUGUUUAAUGGUUGUAUUUGUGUUGUUCUGAAAAAGACUGGAAUGAAUUAUUGAUAUUUUUGAAGACCAAAGAAAAAUAGCUAAUAAAAGUGUAAUUAUUAGGUUUGGUAUGCAUUUCAUAGACUGAUAGAUUUAUAGGUUUUGGACUGAAAUCUUUCUAUUGUUUUCUUAGUUUUAUUUGAAGUGGUAACUAAAACGACCUUUUUUUAUUAUCAUUAAUUUGGUAGCCGCCAAAAGAAUGCCACA